CUCAGUGGAGUCGGUGAGCAGAGACAAUGAACAGCCUGUGUACCUUGCAGCAGCUCCAGGCGGAGAAUGAGCCGGAUAAUAUCAAAACUUUACGAAUGACUCUACGUGAGGAGCAUUCCCCUGAGAGGACGGAGACCAUCAAAGUGAAGCCGGUGGGACGCGCGUUCGCUCUUAUAUCGUUGCGCCCAACCCGUGGCUCUCGGCCCCUCAACUCCGAACUGGUCACGUCCAGCGAUGGCGAUGAAGAGAUCAUUAAGGUGUACCUCAAGGCCAAAGCGGAGAGCAAAGCCCAUCACGAGUGGAACGUCAGCCAGCUGAGGAACGAGGUCCGCCAUAUCCAAGAGGCGAGGACGUCUCUGAAGAAUCUCAGAGAAGACCUUGGUAGCUCAAAACAGGGGCAACAAGCAGAGAAGGUCUUGCUGUCGGAAAAGCAAAAUGGCGUCAGGCACUAUGAGGGACCAUGGUUGGAGUCGAAAGACGGCAAUGAGGAAUUUCCCUUGGAUAACGGGAAGAACUUACGGGAGACCGCGCAGAAGCUAUAUGCUAAGCUCCAGGAGACCGAGAAGCGGCACCAGGCUGACCGCAAGUUGUAUGAGGAAAGGCUCAACCAGAAUCAGCAGGAGUUGGAGCGACACAACCGAGCACGCAAGCAAGCGGAGGAAACAGCGGAUGACCGCCAGCGAGAGGUGGAGGAGUUGAGGAGGCUGAUGUCCAAUAUGGAGAUGGAACACCAGGAUUUGGUGAAGAAGAUGCACGAGAAUGAGAUAGAGCUGGACGGUCUUAGAGGACAGAAACAGGAAAAUGGACCUCUAGAGGAGAAGUGUCAUGUGCUGGAGAAGACUGUGUCUAACCUGAAAGAGAAGAUCCACCACCUGGAUGAUAUGUUAAAGAGCCAGCAACGCAAAGUACGACAGAUGAUUGAACAGCUGCAGAACUCCCGCACAGCCAUGCAGGAGAAGGAUUCUCUCAUCCAAGACCUACGAGAGAAAGUCUCCUGGCUUCAGUCAGAGAACCUGGAACUACAGGACAAACUGGAACACUUUCUAUCCACCCAGCAAGGACACACAACCCAGUUGCCAAGGGCUUAUGCCAGACCCAGCCUACCAAACUACAAGCGAGUGUACCUUCCGGCUGGAUCGGGCAGGCCUCAGCCACUUAUCAAGCUGGUGGAAACAUGAGCCGAAAGUAACGUGCGAUGAUGCCGGCAUCUGUGGUGUUCCACGUGAACAGCUGGUGGCCUGACGGAAAGGACUAUAUGGAUUGCUCUUAACCUUUCGAAGACUGUCGCCUGGUAGAGCCUCUACUCUUUGGCUGUGCCCUUGAGUAACGGGAAGAAUUUACUUGACACUUGUACCAUCCUAUAGACGUUAUUUUUAUACUUUGGUUGGUUUUAGGACUCUUCUAGUAAAUGCAUCCACGUUAACAACCUUUCCUCUUGAGAAACCUUCCCCGUGGAGGCAAGAGGAAGCACCGUAGAUGGAUCUUCCAUGUCUGACUGCUGCAUUCUGGGUGUUAAAACUAUGCAGCGGCGGGAAAAUGGUGCCUUAGACUUGUCAGCGAAACCAAAGAUUCUUUGAAACCAUGAUGGGCUGGAGGUCACCCAACACUGGGCAGCACCCCAAAAUCUUCAAUCUGUCUUC
Messenger RNA from Nanorana parkeri, 1640 nucleotides. It is a transcript of the gene TUFT1, whose product is annotated as tuftelin 1. NCBI's taxonomy places the organism in Eukaryota, Metazoa, Chordata, Amphibia, Anura, Dicroglossidae. The coding region runs from base 27 to 1178 and encodes 383 amino acids. The record is from RefSeq and is a predicted model, not a curated record. The transcript is spliced from 13 exons. Gene Ontology annotation, biological process: intracellular signal transduction. Gene Ontology annotation, cellular component: intracellular anatomical structure; I band.